This is a messenger RNA of Lodderomyces jiufengensis, 516 nucleotides long. It is a transcript of the gene SEN15, whose product is annotated as Sen15p. Gene Ontology annotation, molecular function: nucleic acid binding. Bases 1 to 516 code for a protein of 171 amino acids. Gene Ontology annotation, biological process: tRNA-type intron splice site recognition and cleavage; tRNA splicing, via endonucleolytic cleavage and ligation. Gene Ontology annotation, cellular component: tRNA-intron endonuclease complex. The transcript has a single exon. NCBI's taxonomy places the organism in Eukaryota, Fungi, Ascomycota, Pichiomycetes, Serinales, Debaryomycetaceae. The record is from RefSeq and is a predicted model, not a curated record.
AUGACAAAUCAAUUCACAUCAUCAAAUACAGAUCAAGUAAAACUAAAUCUACUACAUUAUAAUUUAUGGACACAAGUAAUAAUACAUAAUGAUCAUAUAGUGAGUGGUUUGCCGGCUUCAAAAUUAGCUUCAACUGAUUCACAAAAUAAAAGAGAAUGGAUAGUUUGUAAAAAUUUAACGAAUACUAAACUUACGGUUCAAGAAAUUAAUAAUUGGUUUGAAGAGAUUAAAAAAUUUGAUAUGAAUGAUAAUGAGCAAAAUAAUGUCAACAAUAUAACGGAUAAAAUACGGAAUGAAAAACUUGAUAACAAUUCUAUUAAAGAUAAUGCAAAUAAUAUAACGAAUGAUGUGUCAAAUACAGUUGAAAAUGAAGGUGUUGCUACAAAAUGGGAGAGUCUAAAAUAUAUAAAUGGUAAAGGUAGAGUAGAUAGAAUCACAAUUGCAAUGAUUAAUGAUGAUGGCACUAUAGUUUAUUAUUUCAUUCAUGAUGGUAUAACAAAACCGAGACAGAAUUAG